AAGCAUUUAUUCCACUGGGAUAGAAGCGGCAGGAGCAGCGCUGGCACCAGCGAACCAUGGCUGGGAUUUUCUAUUUCGUCCUCUUUUCGUUUCUCUUUGGAAUUUGCGACGCUGUCACCGGUUCUAGGGUGUACCCCGCGAAUGAAGUUACUUUAUUGGAUUCCAGAUCUGUUCAGGGAGAACUUGGGUGGAUAGCCAGCCCUCUGGAAGGAGGGUGGGAGGAAGUGAGCAUCAUGGAUGAAAAAAAUACACCGAUCCGAACCUACCAGGUAUGCAACGUGAUGGAAGCCAGCCAGAACAACUGGCUGCGAACUGACUGGAUCACCCGAGAAGGGGCACAGAGGGUGUACAUUGAGAUUAAGUUCACCCUGAGGGACUGCAACAGUCUUCCGGGAGUCAUGGGGACUUGUAAGGAGACGUUUAACCUGUACUACUACGAAUCAGACAAUGACAAGGAACGUUUCAUCAGAGAGAGCCAAUUCGCCAAGAUUGACACCAUCGCUGCUGAUGAGAGCUUCACCCAAGUGGACAUUGGGGACAGAAUCAUGAAGCUCAACACUGAGAUCCGGGAUGUGGGGCCGUUGAGCAAGAAGGGGUUUUACCUCGCUUUUCAGGAUGUGGGGGCUUGCAUCGCUCUGGUGUCGGUUCGUGUGUUCUACAAGAAGUGUCCACUCACUGUUCGCAAUCUAGCCCAGUUUCCGGACACUAUCACAGGGGCUGAUACUUCUUCCCUGGUGGAAGUUCGGGGUUCCUGUGUCAACAACUCAGAAGAGAAGGAUGUGCCAAAAAUGUACUGUGGGGCAGAUGGGGAAUGGCUGGUGCCCAUUGGCAACUGCCUAUGCAAUGCUGGGCACGAGGAACAGAACGGAGAAUGCCAAGCUUGCAAGAUUGGAUAUUACAAGGCUCUCUCCACGGAUGCCACAUGUGCCAAGUGUCCACCCCACAGCUACUCUGUCUGGGAAGGAGCCACCUCGUGCACCUGUGACCGAGGCUUUUUCAGAGCUGACAGCGACGCCGCUUCCAUGCCCUGCACCCGCCCUCCAUCUGCUCCCCUCAACUUGAUUUCAAAUGUCAAUGAGACGUCGGUGAACUUGGAGUGGAGCAGUCCUCAGAACACGGGUGGCCGGCAGGACAUUUCCUACAACGUGGUCUGCAAGAAAUGUGGAGCUGGUGACCCCAGCAAGUGCCGGCCCUGUGGAAGUGGGGUUCACUACACCCCACAGCAAAACGGCCUCAAGAGCACCAAGGUCUCCAUCACUGACCUCCUAGCGCACACCAAUUACACGUUUGAGAUCUGGGCAGUGAAUGGAGUGUCCAAGUAUAACCCUAGCCCGGACCAGUCAGUGUCUGUCACUGUGACAACCAACCAAGCAGCACCGUCAUCCAUUGCUUUGGUUCAGGCUAAAGAAGUGACGAGAUACAGUGUGGCUCUGGCUUGGUUGGAACCAGAUCGGCCCAAUGGCGUAAUCUUAGAAUAUGAAGUCAAGUAUUAUGAAAAGGAUCAGAAUGAACGAAGCUAUCGUAUCGUUCGGACAGCUGCCAGAAACACAGAUAUCAAAGGCCUGAACCCUCUGACUUCCUAUGUUUUCCAUGUGCGAGCCAGGACAGCUGCUGGCUAUGGAGACUUCAGUGAGCCCUUGGAGGUCACUACCAACACAGUGCCUUCCCGGAUCAUUGGUGAUGGGGCCAAUUCCACCGUCCUGCUGGUGUCUGUGUCGGGCAGUGUGGUGCUUGUGGUCAUUCUCAUCGCAGCCUUUGUCAUCAGCCGGAGACGGAGUAAGUACAGCAAAGCAAAACAGGAAGCAGAUGAAGAGAAACAUUUGAAUCAAGGUGUUAGAACUUACGUGGAUCCCUUUACAUAUGAAGAUCCCAACCAGGCAGUUCGAGAAUUUGCUAAAGAAAUCGAUGCAUCUUGCAUUAAGAUUGAAAAAGUGAUAGGAGUUGGUGAAUUUGGCGAAGUCUGCAGUGGACGACUUAAAGUGCCUGGCAAAAGAGAGAUAUGUGUGGCCAUCAAAACUCUGAAAGCUGGUUAUACAGACAAGCAGAGGAGAGACUUCCUGAGUGAGGCCAGCAUCAUGGGACAGUUUGACCACCCAAACAUAAUCCACUUGGAAGGCGUUGUCACCAAAUGUAAACCAGUGAUGAUCAUAACAGAAUACAUGGAAAAUGGCUCCUUGGAUGCAUUCCUCAGGAAGAAUGAUGGCCGGUUUACAGUCAUUCAGCUGGUGGGCAUGCUCCGUGGCAUUGGGUCUGGGAUGAAGUAUUUGUCUGAUAUGAGCUAUGUGCAUCGUGAUCUGGCUGCUCGGAAUAUCCUGGUAAACAGCAACUUGGUCUGCAAAGUAUCUGAUUUUGGCAUGUCCCGAGUCCUUGAGGAUGAUCCCGAAGCAGCCUAUACCACCAGGGGUGGCAAGAUUCCUAUCCGGUGGACUGCGCCAGAAGCAAUCGCCUAUCGUAAAUUCACAUCAGCCAGUGAUGUAUGGAGCUAUGGAAUCGUUAUGUGGGAAGUGAUGUCAUAUGGAGAGAGACCGUAUUGGGAUAUGUCUAAUCAAGAUGUGAUUAAAGCCAUUGAGGAAGGCUACCGGCUACCCCCGCCAAUGGACUGCCCCAUUGCCCUCCACCAGCUGAUGCUGGACUGCUGGCAGAAAGAAAGAAGUGACAGGCCUAAAUUUGGGCAGAUUGUCAACAUGUUAGACAAACUCAUCCGCAACCCCAACAGCUUGAAGAGGACAGGGACAGAGAGCUCCAGGCCUAACACAGCUUUGUUGGAUCCCAGCUCCCCAGAAUUCUCUGCAGUUGUAUCUGUGGGCGACUGGCUACAAGCCAUUAAAAUGGACCGGUAUAAGGAUAACUUCACAGCUGCUGGUUACACCACGCUAGAAGCUGUGGUUCACAUGAACCAGGAUGACCUGGCAAGAAUUGGCAUCACAGUGAUCACGCACCAGAAUAAGAUUUUGAGCAGCGUCCAGGCAAUGCGAACCCAAAUGCAGCAGAUGCACGGCAGGAUGGUUCCUGUCUGAGCCAGUACUGAAUAGACUCAAAACUCUUGAAAUUAGUUUACCUCAUCCAUGCACUUUAAUUGAAGAACUGCACUUUUUUUACUUCGUCUUCGCCCUCUGAAAUUAAAGGAAAAAAAAAUAAUCUGCAGUGUUGCUUGGUGUACAGAUUGCUGAAACAGUGGGGCUUACAAAAAUGGCCGUGAUUGUUGGAAUUAGACCUGCAGCAAAUAGUUUCUCAGAAGUAUUUCUGUCCAUCACCAGUGUGUAAAAUACAUGUACCUAUAUAAAUAGAACUCUGCCUCCGAGUUUCGAUGCUGUAUUUGCUGCCAGACACUGAGCUUUCCCGAGUCAUCCUUAAUCCUCCCUCCACUGGAAUUACAACCGAAGGAUUUUGUCUGUGGCAUAAACUAUUGUCAUCACACUUCAUUGAAAGGAAGACCGUGCCCAGGAGCAUUGCUGAAGGACUCAAUGGUGGCUAUCAGGGCUUGGUUUAUACCAUGGAAUAAAAUCCAGGUGAAAGCCACGUGACCCGCCUAUACUGCCUCUUCAGGGCGCAGGUCACCUGGUGGAUUCCUGUGACAUAAGGGACUAGAAAGAAAAGGAGAAUGGCUUUCUUUAAAAUACAAAAUCCCAAGCCCAGUUACCCCUAACUGGACAGAUGAGGUCUGUUUCUUUGGGCCUGAGGCUAUGCCAUAUAAAGUCUUAUUUGGGGACCCUACAAACUGAUCAUAACUACCUUAUGGAUAAUGGGCUGUGACAAUCUUGAAUAGGGAAUUUUCACACUUCCCUCCUUUACAGAGGGAACCCCAAAUUUACAAGGGAGUAGAUUCUGCUAUCUCAGCCUCACAGCCCUUCCUGUUGAUUACAAAGCUCUUGGAAGAAAACAGAACACACCCUCCUCAGUUCCUUCUCAAUGUGUUUCUUCUGUUUCCCUUCUGCCAGUUCUGGGGCAAAGACACUUGAUGAAACCAUACCUGUACCUGAAAAGAAUAAGCGUAGGAGUUUCAAGUCCCCCUCCUAGGGAAAGCAGCAGCAGCGAAAAUUGCCAUCUGUUCUCCAGUUGCACCAAGGAAUGUACUGUCUUGCAGCACCAGCUCUGCAGAGCCCCCCAAGCUCCUUGUGGUUUGAUUUAUAUGUAUUUCCAUAUUUCAUUCCUGUACAUCACUGCUGCAUUGAUGUGGCAGCAAGUGACCAAAUGCUACAGGUUUUACUAUGGACGCCAGGUCAGGUGCCACCACACAGAACAAAGCCAGUUCCGUGAGCUGCCUAUGAUAUGCAUUGCUGAAAUAACAUUUUACCCAGGGUGUGCCAUUGCAGUGAUAUAAAUAUAUUUUUUUCCUAGACUAAAUAUGAGCUGACUAUCUCUUUUGAUGUGUGUACAUAGGUGUGAGUGUGUACGCGUGCGUGUGCGUAUGUGUGUAUGCCUGUGUAACCUCACACUUAGAACUGCCCGUGAAUGUUGUGGAAUGCUAAGAGUUCUGGUUUUCCACCAGUUCCAAGAUUGAGUCAUAUGAUAUUCAGGGCCUGGAGACCAUGCCCAUCCCCUUGGAAAGGCAGCCUGGAAAUGCUAGAUGUUCUGUAUUAUAAAUGUAAUUGUAGCUGCCACACUAACCUUGAAAAGCGAUUCUACAGCUUUGGACAAAUGAGUGUUCACCUUGAUGGUGGAGUGGUUUUAGAAUAUAGACCCACCCAGGUGACGGCGGCCCGUCACCAUAGCCACAGAUUCUGAUUGGACUCAUCUGAUUCAUCAGUUCCUCAUGGAGAGAGAAGGGGAUGGAAUCGGGGUGGUAAACCCCACAUGGAGUACAAGUAGCCUUUGUUUCCCUGCAUAAAUGGACUUGCUGAAUGCGAACAAAUAUAUGCAAUUCAUAUACUUUUGGCGAUGAACGUAAAUAUGUGUGUCAGCCUUGAGAUGAGCGUCCGGAUUAAUACUUUGUCUCCCAGUCACCGAAAAAUACAUCCCAGUGACUCGAGGUUAAUGUAGUUGGGAUGAAAUGACCUCAAACAUUUUCAGGUUCCCCAAUUAUGUGGAAGGUUCUCCAGUAAUUAAUAUGCAGCUGACUCCUCUUGCCCUCAAAAGUGCAUCAGUCUUCUAGAAUCCAAGUUCUGGUGUCUGAAGAUUCAGUAUUGAUAGGAUAUGUAUACCAAACUCCAGCCAGCAUACUGCCAUUUAACUUAAUCUGAGUGGCUGCCUUGCUUAUUCUGAGCUACGGUUGCAGAAACUGUGGCCGUUUAUAUAAGCUAUAACAUCAAAUCAGGGAAAAAUGGGGGGGAAAAUUCUGAACCAUAUAUUGUUGAAUAAGUAAAGAAAAUCACCAAUAAAUAUUUAUUGCAUUUUGACAGGGUGUGUGGCAUUGUAUUCGCCUAACUAUGCCAGAGUGACAAAGUUAAUUCACCCCUUUCGGGGGACCUUAAUAUAUUUUUAAAGGGAUGUGCCUAUGCAUUGAUGCCUGAAAAAUAUGUGUAAAGAAAAGAGGUUGAUUCUCUGAGCUGAUCGUCUUUCCCAGAGGUCAGGUAGGAGGAGGUGGCUAACUUCCAGGACCGUGCCCAGCCCAUGAGCAAGUGCUGGCCUGGUGAACUGGAAGGCUAAAUCCUACUCAGAUCUACUAAGCAGCUUGAUGCUGUUCCCUGCACCAAAUGAAGUCGCUUCACCACAUGUCUGCAGGCUCCGGGUUAUUUUUAGCAACCUUAUAAAUGAAAUGGUCUGGUGUUUUAAAAGAGUUGAAGAAAGGUUGUGUUCACUACACUGCUGCUGUGUGUGUUCUGAGACCUCUUGUAUUCAUCUGUGAAGGAUACAUGUAUUAAUCCACACACUCCUAUAGCCUCAGUAUUUGAUUGGAGACAAUUAAAUUCUGACCAGUAAAGGAAAGUUCUAGAAGCAAUAUUUUCACUUAUUUAACAUUGUCCAAGCAACAUCAAGCAUUGCUACAUGCUGAAGAGUGCAUUUAUUUUUUGUAUCACUCCAAGUACAUUGCAAUAUGCAAGGACUGUGAUAAAAUUAGAAUGUAUAAGGCAUAAUUUAGUUCAUACUGAAGGAGAAAUGAACAGCACAUCGCUUGGUUCAUACAUGUUCCAAAUUUUGAGCAAUCUUUUGAGUUAGAUAUAGAUUUUCUAUUUUGUUUUUAUUUGUCAAGGUAUUUUUCUUCCCUUCAUGAACUUUAGGUACACAUAACUUAUGUCAUUUAUUUAUGGUCUUUUAUACCUAGUUUGUAAAAUUGUAAAAUAGCAAACAAAAUGCAAAGAGUUUGCAUUUGAAAGUAAUAAAGUAGUUGCCGUAUACAAACCUGAAA
Nannospalax galili (Upper Galilee mountains blind mole rat) is the source of this 6286-nucleotide messenger RNA. It is a transcript of the gene Epha4, whose product is annotated as EPH receptor A4. The transcript has 18 exons. Gene Ontology annotation, molecular function: protein binding; ATP binding; transmembrane-ephrin receptor activity. Gene Ontology annotation, cellular component: plasma membrane; neuron projection. Lineage: Eukaryota; Metazoa; Chordata; Mammalia; Rodentia; Spalacidae. Gene Ontology annotation, biological process: cell surface receptor protein tyrosine kinase signaling pathway; axon guidance; protein phosphorylation. Bases 57 to 3017 code for a protein of 986 amino acids. The record is from RefSeq and is a predicted model, not a curated record.